ACCGCGCGCGCGCACGCGAAGUAAAACGAACCUCGAAGCGAGGACAGCUCCCCCAAAGCGGAAGCCGAAAUGGCGGCGGCGCGGGCGUACCUGGCGGCGACGCGCGCGGCGCUGGCGGCGCUGGAGCGGAACCUCCUCCCCGACGCGGUCACCAGGCGCCUGACGCGGCUGCUGCUCGCGCAGCGCCUCCGGCUCGGCUACCUCCCCUCCGCGCCGCUCCAGCUCCACCACCUCCUCCUCUUCGCCCACGCUCUAGAGGAGAUGCCCAUUGCAAUCGAGACGGAUAAAGCUAAAGACCAGCACUACGAGUUGCCGACGACAUUUUUCAAGCUGGUUCUUGGGAGAAAUCUCAAGUACAGUUCAUGUUACUUCCCUGACGAAACGAGCACCCUUGAAGAUGCUGAGGUUGCAAUGUUGGAAUUAUAUUGUGAGAGGGCACAGUUACAGGAUGGCCAAACCAUUCUCGAUGUCGGAUGUGGUUGGGGAUCCCUCUCUCUGUACAUAGCGAAGAAAUAUAGGAAGUGUAGUAUAACAGGGAUUUGCAACUCAACAACACAAAAGACUUUUAUAGAAGAGCAGUGUAGGGAAAAUGAGCUAUCUAAUGUCGAGAUAAUUGUGGCAGACAUCAGCAAGUUUGAGAUGGAGCGGUCUUUUGACAGGAUCAUUUCCAUAGAAAUGUUUGAGCACAUGAAAAACUACAAGGCACUUCUUAAGAAGAUAUCUAGAUGGAUGAAAGAGGACAGCUUAUUGUUUGUUCACUACUUCUGCCACAAGACAUUUGCAUAUCACUUCGAGGACAACAAUGAAGAUGAUUGGAUAACAAGGUAUUUCUUCACUGGAGGAACAAUGCCAUCGGCAAACCUCCUCCUUUACUUUCAGGAUGAUGUAUCUAUUGCCAAUCAUUGGCUUGUCAGUGGCACACAUUAUGCUAGAACUAGUGAGGAGUGGCUGAAACGUAUGGACAACAGCAUCGCCUCCAUAAGGCCAAUCUUCGAGAAAACUUACGGGAAGGAAUCAGCGACCAAAUGGAUAGCCUAUUGGCGAACAUUCUUCAUCUCAGUCGCUGAGCUGUUUGGCUACAACAACGGAGAUGAGUGGAUGGUUGCACAUUUCUUGUUCCAGAAGAAGUAGAAGCAGCAUCCAUCCCAAAAGUUUUUUUCUUUUUUGGCCCUCCCUUGAUGAUUCAGGAUUCUUGCUUCCCAUGUAACUCUAUGAGCACUUCGUUUUCUUGCGUUCAAUUGUAUCCAAUAAAGUAGUGAGAUGCUUUGCUGUGUGCUCUUCUGAUAAAGCAAUGAACCAUGAUUCGUUUCUUCUCACUGCUAGAUGUUGUUCCUGGGGAUCUUUGUGACGUUAUGGAUGCUAUCAUGUCGUUCCGACACCUUGGAAGAUGAUUGUAGACUCCACAA
Messenger RNA from Oryza brachyantha (malo sina), 1406 nucleotides. Its product is annotated as (S)-coclaurine N-methyltransferase-like. The record is from RefSeq and is a predicted model, not a curated record. Bases 70 to 1131 code for a protein of 353 amino acids. The transcript is spliced from 8 exons. NCBI's taxonomy places the organism in Eukaryota, Viridiplantae, Streptophyta, Magnoliopsida, Poales, Poaceae.